Molecule: messenger RNA, 2514 nt
Organism: Amborella trichopoda
Lineage: Eukaryota; Viridiplantae; Streptophyta; Magnoliopsida; Amborellales; Amborellaceae
Source: RefSeq, a predicted model, not a curated record
CCUCCCCACAAACCUCAUUCCUCUCUCCUCUUUCUCUCUCUAAGUUCACUCUCAAACCUCGCACUAACUCCCCUUUCUCUACUCCCUCUCAACCCAAUUCCUCUCUCUAUCACAACUAAAACUACAACCUCUAUAGACUCUUUCUCUCUCUACUUCUUUUCACUCUCUCAUUUAACUCCAACACAAUUUUCAUGUUUUAACUCCCAACACAAAGGCCCCCCCCCCUCUCUCUCUCUGUUGAGAAUUCGGAGCAGGUUUGAGCAUGGCGGCAAUUGUAACAACAUUGUUUCUCUUCAUUUCAUUCUUUUCCUUCAUUUGGGUUCUUGCCGGACAUCUGCGUCGCGGGCGGCGCAGAUUGCCCCUGCCGCCGGGGUCGUUAGGCUGGCCGUACAUCGGCGAGACCUUCCAACUGUAUUCCCAAAAUCCAAACACUUUCUUUGCUCAAAAGCAACAGAGGUAUGGUUCAGUGUUCAAGACCCACAUACUUGGGUGUCCAUGUAUUAUGAUAUCAAGCCCAGAAGGUGCAAGAUUUGUGCUAGUAACUCAGGCUCAUCUGUUUAAGCCUACAUUUCCAGCUAGCAAAGAGAAGAUGAUGGGGCCUCAAGCUCUGUUUUUUCACCAAGGGGAUUACCACAUGAAGCUUAGGAAGCUUGUUUUGAGGGCCUUCUUACCUGAGAGCCUCAAGCCCAAAGUUGCAGACAUCGAGACUGUCGCCAUUGAUUCCUUGGCUUCCUGGGAUGGAAACACCAUCAACACCUUUCAAGAGAUGAAGACAGUUUCAACUCUUAGUAAACUCCAAGGGGCAUCACUCACACAAUAUAAACUUAAGUAUGCAUUCAAUGUGGCACUACUUUCCAUAUUUGGAAAGGAUGAGCUCCCCUUCAUUGAGGAGCUUAAAGAGGCCUACUAUACACUGGAGAAAGGCUACAACUCCAUGCCCAUCAACCUCCCUGGAACUCUAUUUAAUAAGGCAAUGAAGGCAAGGAAAAGGCUGAGCCAGAUUUCAGCAGAGAUCAUAUCAUCCAGAAGGGUGACAAAAAUGGAAAGUAAUGACCUUCUUGGCUCUUUCAUGGGAGCCAAAGAAGCCCUAACUGACGAACAAAUUGCAGACAAUGUUAUUGGUGUCAUAUUUGCAGCAAGAGAUACCACUGCCAGUGUCUUAACAUGGAUCAUCAAAUACCUUGGAGAAAACCCAAGAUUCCUUCAAGCUGUCACAGAAGAGCAAGAAGCCAUUGUGAAGUCCAAUGGAGAAAAAAAGCCUCUAAGUUGGGCUGAUACAAAGAACAUGCCCUUAACUUCUAGGGUUAUCCAAGAGACUUUAAGGGUGGCUACAAUUCUUUCUUUUACAUUCAGAGAAGCAGUUGAAGAUGUAGAAUUUGAAGGUUAUUUGAUUCCCAAAGGAUGGAAGGUGUUGCCUUUAUUUAGGAAUAUUCAUCAUAGCCCUGAUAUUUUCCCUGAUCCAGAGAAAUUUGACCCCUCCAGAUUUGAGGUUGCUCCAAAGCCCAACACCUUCAUGCCUUUUGGCAAUGGAAUUCACUCCUGUCCAGGAAAUGAAUUGGCAAAAUUGGAAAUCUUAAUUCUUCUCCAUCACCUAACCACAAAAUAUAGGUGGACUGUAAUGGGUUCAAAUAAUGGAAUUCAGUAUAGCCCAUUUCCACUUCCCCAGAAUGGAUUGCCUAUCAAAUUCUCUGUCAAGACUUAGGCGUAUUUGCGUGUGGGCGACUGUAUCUUCUUUUCAAUUUUGGAUGAGAUCCAUUACUGGGGUGGUGGGGAGAGAGAGAAUAGUAAUUGGAUCCCUUCUCCUUUUCCGACAAAAAGGGUCAGUAAAGGAGAGAACGAGUUCGAAGAACAGGGAAGCAAGAGAAUUUUGAAAUUAAACAUGUUAGAGAGAGAGAAUUCAUGAUGGUUAGUAGUUCAUAGGCCAAUAUGAAAAGAUUCACACAUUUUUUUUUUCAUGGAGGGAGAGAUACGUCCAAUAUAAAUGUCUGCUCUGGUUCUGCCUUCAGCGAUUCAGAAGAGAAGGUGGUAAAGAAAGGGGAAAACCCCUUCAGAUUUUUUGUUGGAUGCCUAUAAUGUAAUUUUACUCCUUUUAAUCUGUAAUGGGAAAGGCCCCAAGUUCUAAUUUCUUGAGAGGAAAGUUAAUGCAAAGGAGAACAAUUCAGGAUGUUGCAUGACAUUUCGUUGUGUUUCAACAAGAAGAAGAACAUGGUUCUGUGUAAGGGUUUUUUUUUUUUGAUUUGUGAGAUUACCACGCGAUUAAAGAUCUUCUGGCGAGAGACCGGUAAUGAGCAGAAGAUCCUCAUGAAGAAUAAACUGAGAUUGAUAACAUCUUCGAAGAAAACGAUUUUGUUCCAUUGAACCUUCCUGACUUUCAUUGUUUUAGUGGGUUGUUCUCUUCUUUUACUGGAUGUAGACCACAAGGAUAAAUCACAUUAAAUCUUAGUGUCUGGUGUUUAGUUGUUUUCAUUGUUUCUUGGUUCCUGCAUAAUCACCGACACACAUAAGUGUUUGAUA